Messenger RNA from Exaiptasia diaphana, 2381 nucleotides. RefSeq lists its product as uncharacterized. The transcript has 6 exons. The record is from RefSeq and is a predicted model, not a curated record. Lineage: Eukaryota; Metazoa; Cnidaria; Anthozoa; Actiniaria; Aiptasiidae.
CCCUUGUAUAAGAAGGCAGGGGUGCUUGUCAUCUCGUUUAGGAUUUGAAAUUGAUGUUUUGAUCUGUUUUAGGGUUAUAAUUUCAUGAAUCUCAAUGCUGUGACUCCUGGAGAGGUUACAUAACAGCCAAAAAUWGAAAUACUCUUUCACWUAAAUGUUAGGGUAUACAUUGAUGAUGACAUUAAUAUGAGGUUGAUGAAUAUACUUUUAUUGCUGGUUGUUUCUAUUUAAGAUAUGGGAGUUUACUAGUUCCCCAGUUCUAGAGCUGCACAACAUCUUAACAGCCGAAUCAAAUCAGAACCUCUACCAUACACAAGCCACAUUUAGCAAACUUAUUCAUAGACUUCAAAAUCUAGCACAGAUGUUUGGCAUCCAAGUCCAAAAUGAGAAAACAUUUGGAAUUGGCAGGGUUACUAUUGAUAGCUCAACUUGGGUAGAGUUGGAAGAACAAAACAAUAGCUUAGGUAGUACAACUUCAUUUGAACAACUGGUUCAACAAUUCCAGAUGGCCCUUUACCACACUAAAACCCCAAUAUAUAACAGUCAGCAAAUGAUGGCUUUUUCAGAGAAGCAUGCACCAGGAUUGUGGGAUAUUAUCAUAAAAGCUAUCUCUAGGAAUGACAGCCGUCUAAGUGAAGAUCAUACAAAAAUGCAGCAGCAAAGAGCAGUUGUCCUGCUACACAUACUUGCUUAUUUUAGAUCACAAAAAACCUGUCACUUACAAAAAGAUCAAGGUCUGUUUUUACAACAGCAUGGGACAUCAAGGGUAGCACUGAAUUCAGGAUGAGUCCUUGGUUUUAGCACAAGCCCUAGAGAUAUAGACCGACACAAGCUCCAACUUAUYCGAAAUUAUCCUUCUGUUCUCAAACAAAGAUUAGAAUCUGCUAUUACGGGACCCUAUCUAAUGGUUAACCUUUUGGACGACUUCCACAACAUUCUUACUAUAAGACUUCCUUCAGAAUUGAAGCUCUCAGUAGCCACUCAUAUGGCAAGCAGUCUGCUUGAUAUACAUAAGAAAAUUCCUGCAGUGAAACUACCUCUAAAAAAGGGCAUCCAACACAACACUGUCAAAAUAAAAGUUGCUGGAGUUGAAAAGGAGUGCAGAGGCGGGAUAAGCAAAACAAACAUCAAAAAAUUGUUAGAUAGUUAUAAAGAGAAAAGGCAUCAAAUGUUCUUUGAAUGCUUUCCAAGAGUGCUCUUAAUAACUCCAACAAAAAUUCAACACCAACUUAAAGAAUUAAGGGUUUAUUCUCAAUUAUCCCAUGAUGAAAUGUGCACAUUACAAACAACAACACUCAUCGAUGAAUUUGAACAACCAUUAAAAAGCAUGGAGGAUUAUGAGAAGGCAUUAACACACAUUUUGAGUAAAUGCCCUAAUCUAAAAAAUUAUCUCCAACACUUUGUUUUACCGACACCUGGAGACUGGCCAACAUGGUUCUAUCAGAAGAAACUGAUAGCACAGCGCAGUAAUUUAAGUCUUCAUUCAAUCAUUCCAGAGCAAGGUCCAUUUCAUGUGUUUCUAAAUCUUCAAGAGGAUAUUGUUAAAAUGUACCACUUCAUACUCAAGCCUAUUUACAAGGAAAUUUUUGGCUCAGACUUGCCACUCAAGCCCAAACCAUACAGAAUUAACAUUUUAAUCAAUGCCGUGUUUUUGGGAUGGCUGAAAAUAAGAUCAAAAGUGCUACAAAAAUUUAAACUUUGCAAAGAUAUAGAGUUUUCAUGCAUCCUACACAUGCUUGAAGAAGCAAUGCCAAUUGGAUUUUGUUUUUAUUCCCUUGUAUACAGAUCUGGAGUACUUUCUGAUUAUGUUGAAGUAAUGUUGAGACUUUUAGUAUUGUUCAUUGUUUGGAAAAGGAAACACUAUCAUAAAUCAACAUUAUCAAUGCUUAGUGACUUAUGGCACCAUAAAGAAAAUUUAAAAAAAUAUUAUGACUUGAAAAAAUAUUGGAUGACUUUAAUUACCGAAAAAAAAGUAGAGAUCUGGCACAGUGUACUGAGGCAUAACAUCCAAGUCUAUGACAAGGCUGACCAAAUACAAUCAAAAGCAAUAGCUCUGGCUGCAUCAAAAUCUGAACAAGACUUUCAAGCACAGUUUCUCAAGCCAUACAAACGUGGUUGCACAGAAAAAGACUUAAGUAUGAUUGCUGGCAAAUCUGCAGAAGUACUUCUGUCUACCAUAAAAGCCAUUGGUCAAAACCUGGGUAAAUCAGAAAAGAUUGACCAGAACAUAAAUGACACACAAAAGAAGAAGAAGAAGGGCAUUGCAAAAAAUACUUCAUGCAUACAUUUGAUGCCACUGUAGACACAAAAGCAAUGCCAUUUGCCUACCUUGAUUCCAAAGAUGCACCAGGUAAAGAUCCAGACCCACACAAACUUUGUGA